AUGGCUGCAGAAGCUGACGCCAUGUUCCUUGAGCCAGCCUAUGCCGCUGGAGCAUUUGCUGCUGCUGCUGCAGCUGAACUGCAGCAGCAGCGUGGACUGCCGCCAGCAGCAGCAAUAGCAGGUGCAGCUUCUGCUCCUCUGAAGCUGUUGCAGCAGCAGCAACAGCAGCAGCAGCAACUGAGCGCUGGCGAGCUGCAGCAGAUCUGGGGAGAAGCCGCAUGCGUGCUUUCGGCAGCAGCAACAAAAACAGAAGCAGCAGCAGCAGCGGAAGCAGCAGCAGCAGCACCUGUUGUUGCUGCUGCUGCUGCAGAUAAAGAAGAUGCUGCUGGCCUUCUGAGUCUCCUUGCCGACAUAGCUUGCAGCAGGCGGGGGGCGCUGCAGCAGCAGCAGCAGCAGCUCCUGCUGCCGCGGCAACCCCAGCAGCAGCAGCAGCAGCAGCAGCAAAUGAAUCUGAAAGCAGCAGCAGCAAAUCUCUCUCAGUUUGUCCUUGGGGGCCCCUCAGCAGUUCAGCUGCGGGAAGAAACAACUGCAACAAUGCGCUGCAUAGCUCACUUAGCGAAGCAGCAGCAGCAGCAGCAGCAGCAGCAGCAGCACCAGCUGCAGCAGCAGCAGCAGAUGGCUGCUGGUCGUGCUGCUUUCCCUGCUGCUGCGCCUGCUGCAAAGCUUGCGCAGCUGUACCCCCUACAAGCGUAUCCGCAGCAGCAGCAGCAGCAACUGCAGCAGCAGCAGCAGCAGCAGCAGCAGAUACUCCGGCCAGAAAUAACAGCCGGAGGGUUUGGGACUGCCAUGCACGAGCUGAAGCGGCGGCGCGCUGAAGGACUUCCAGAAGCAGCAGAAGCAGUUGAGGCCCUAGAAGCAGCAAAGGGCCAAACCCUAGCUCAGGCGAGGGUGACCCCCUCUUCUGUUAUUAGUAAAUUUCAUGGAGAAACAGAAAAGCUGAUCAAGGGGCUCUUCAAAGUCGCUGCUCUUGAGAGCCCUUCUUUAAUCUUCAUUGACGAAAUAGAUUCUCUACUCGGCAAAAGGCGGGAGAGGGAAGAUGAUGCGUCUAUCCGAAUGAAGAAUCAGCUUCUGCAGAUGAUGGACGGAUUGAGCAGCAGCAGCAGCAGCACCAUUAUUGUUGUGGGUGCCACCAACAGACCAGAUAUGCUAGAUGACGCAGCAGUGCGGCGCCUGUCUCGGCGUGUUUUGGUGCCGUUGCCCGACGAGGAUACGAGAGCAAAAAUUAUCCGGUAA
Messenger RNA from Eimeria tenella, 1233 nucleotides. Its product is annotated as AAA family ATPase, putative. Gene Ontology annotation, molecular function: ATP hydrolysis activity; ATP binding. The transcript has 8 exons. The record is from RefSeq and is a predicted model, not a curated record. Bases 1 to 1233 code for a protein of 410 amino acids. NCBI's taxonomy places the organism in Eukaryota, Apicomplexa, Conoidasida, Eucoccidiorida, Eimeriidae.